Molecule: messenger RNA, 4984 nt
Organism: Nilaparvata lugens (brown planthopper)
Lineage: Eukaryota; Metazoa; Arthropoda; Insecta; Hemiptera; Delphacidae
Gene: Neos
Product: nuclear receptor coactivator 5
Exons: 11
Coding region: 180-1754 (524 amino acids)
Molecular function (GO): RNA binding
Source: RefSeq, a predicted model, not a curated record
UGAUUUGCCGACGACGCGACGACAAGAAAAAUGGCGGAUUGUUGACUAUUGUUUACCGAAAUUAUUAUUCCGGUUAUUGGCAAAUAAUAUCAAUUUAUUAGUAAUUCUAUCUAUUAAAACACAGUUGAAACUGUGAAAAUCCGUAUACUCUUGCUGGCUGUCAGUUCUGAUUUUGAAAAAUGGGUGACGGAGAGUAUGAAGGAGCAACGAAAAUAAUAAGAGAUCCGAGCACUGUCAAGUCUCGAAUUUUUAUUGGAAAUACUCCAUCAAAUGUUACUAAGAAAAAUCUCGAAGAUAUAUUCUCUCCUUAUGGACAAAUCAUUGCCAUCGUUUUGAAUCGAGGUUUCGCAUUCCUUCAAUUUUCCAACGAGGAUAGCGCUAAUAGUGCUAUCGAGAAAGAGUGUGGGACCAUGUGUGGAGGAAAGAAAUUGGACGUGAAACAUGCAGUGGUGUUCAAGAAGAACCGAAACGACGAUAAGGAUCAGGAUCGUGGUGGGAGAGAGAGGUCUCCGAUAAGAGAGAGAGACGACAUGAAUGAGCGAAUGCCGAUGGGGGGAUUCAAGGAGCAGCCGUUUAAUAGACACGAAAUGGUUAUGCGUAACGAAAGAUUUGGACCAGGACCAGGAUUCGGGGGAGAUUUUCCAGUAACAGAUUAUCCAAUGGGAGUUGGAAACUUUCUAUCUGGUUUCAUGGGAAUGCGAGAAAACGAUGGUGUAUUUCCCCAAGCUGAAAAUAUAUUUCCUGCAGUUAACAAAGGGCCAUUUCCAGACCGACAGGCCAUGAUGGGACCUCGCGAGUCAUUCCGGCCGCAUAACCAGCCAGCCAAUAUUCACACGGAUCGAAUAAACGACUGUGAAAUCAUCGUCCUAAAUCGAUCGAUAACCAUGGGCUACGCAGACUACAUCGAAAGACGUCUGAAAGAAAUCGGAUUAACGGUGGACGUGCUGUUUCCGAACGAUGAUGUGCCCCUGGGCCGAAUAUUGGCCAACAUUUCGGGGCGAGGCGCACUCUACGCCAUUGUGAUCACACCCACCAAUGAGCAGCAUAGGAGUCUCACUGUCAACAUACUCUACGGACAACAUCAAGAGCACCGCAACAUGCCCUUGGAAGACGCGGUCAGCCUAAUUAGGCGGACGUUCCAGAGCUACAUGCGUGGAGAACGAGAACUGCCUGGUACAAUUGGCGGAUACGAGGUGCACCCGGAUGCGAUUCAGACCCUGUUCAACCUACUGAAGGAGAACCGACAGCUGACAGUGUUGCAGUACGACAAGGUCAUUCGCUACCUGCAGGAUAAGCGCGAAAAGCAGCUCAAACUCGAAGUGGGCGAUGAUGCCUCUGAUCUGCCCUCACUCAAAGAAUCGAAUUCCAACUCUAACUCAGCGUCAGCAGCUGUACCGGUUGUGAAACAACAGGAGCUCCAGUCUCGCAUCAUGAACAUUCUGAAGAAAAAGGGGGCGGUGCCAGCCGCCGACGAAGCGCCCGCCCCCGUGCCGGCUCCCGACCAAUGGCGUGGCGCGGCCUCAGAACCCCCCGCUAAUAGCCACGCCUCUUCCGCCAAUACCCACGUCCCCUCCGCCAAUCAGCAGCAGCAGCAGCAGCCGCCGGCGCCCCUCCUUAACCCCAACGUGCAAAAGGCUAUAGACAGUCUGCUCUCCAAGGGUGAUCUACUGCGCAGUCUCAAUCCGAAGUCUGCUCAACCUGUUCCAGCCCCUCAACCUAUGUUCAGUGCGUAUGCACCCAAUAGGAAGUACUAGGAUAACAAGGACUAUAAUUCUAUUGUGUAUGUUUGAUAUUAUACAACUCUUGAUAGUAUGCGACCUAGUUUGAGUUGAGUAUGCUUUUUGGUUGACAUCUAUGGUGAGAUUCAUGUAAAAAAUUCGUAGGUAAUAUACACUUAAUAUUAGUCCAAAUUACAAUAUUACUAUAGUAGCACAUCACUUUAUCAUACAGAUGAAUGUUACACGUUUUACUAAUACAAAACUAAAUUUUUCAUCAAAAUUUUUGAAAUAUUAUACAGGGUGACUAUAAAAGAUUCAUCGGAGUUGAGAAUUAGUUAUUUUACAAUAAAUGCCUUGGGUCCCUAUUACUAGGGAGCCUAAGGAGACUAGGCAGCCAGGCAACCAGGUAGGUCAGUCGGGCAACAGUCGCUCCGACUUGGGUAAUGAUUUUCUAAAAUCCGACAAAUCUUUUCUACGUUUAAUCCUGUAAUUCCAACUUAGAAAUCGAAAUUAUAAAUUAUAGGCUACUAUUAAUAACAAUAAACAGCUUCAAAAAUGGUUCAUAUACAUAGAUAUACUGGCGAUUCCCUAGAAUGAACAUACUAAUAUCUUUUUUGAUAUGACAGCUAUGUUUUAACAACAUUAGCUGAUUAAUUUUAUCAUUACUUUUAUAAUGUGAGAGCUUGGAUUUCUAUACAAUUCAAUUAUUAAUAGAAGUUUUAAAGCGGACAGUUAACUUUUAAAUGAACUUUGUUGAAGGAUUUUGAGCAUUUGUAAAACAGAUUUUUGCUACACUUAAAGAGCUUAAAGAGACCUGAAUAGUUAAAUUCGGGGUGCAAAAUAUUUACUCAGAACCGCAAUUUGAAGUAUUUCAUUAAAUCAUUUUAUCACGAACCUUUAAUAUUGUACUAUCAGUAUGAUUUACUCACGAUUUUUAUCUACUUGAUAAUUGAAGUAAUAAUAAUAAGGACCAACUUUCCUAUCCAGACUAAAGAAAUUCAAGUGUUUUAUACACAACAUUGUAAUUAUCUUACAAGAUACAAAAGAGAUCAGUCAUCUAUCGAUAUAAUUAUCGAAAACGUAUCAAUAUAUAAACAUAAUAUUUUUAUUGCUUAAUCUAUGGAAGUAAUGGAAAUGAAUAAACUCUAAUAAUAACAAUGACAUAAUAGUGUCCCCAAGAGAAUGGCUCAAUUUUUAAAGAUUCAUCUAGAAGAAAGUGUUGACUAAUUCAGUAAGCGAUUCGUUGAUCUUGAAUCAUUAACCUAUUAUGAACUAUUCAAAAUUUCAUCAUUAUUUUAGAGACAAUAAUCGUAUUAAUAAAAUUAUUGGAAAUCAUUAGUACAAGAAUCAACCGAAUUGAAAUUGGAUACUUUUUCACAUUAUUAAUGAUAAUAGAUAAUUCGAAACUAACAGUGACUGAAUAAUAACUGUGUUGAAUAUAUUAUCAACAAACAAACUAACUGAAAUAGAACAUCUCUGCUUCAUAGGAAAAAUGACAAUUGAAUAAAUUUUGAGAAACAGUUCAUGGAAAGGGCGGGAGCCUUGCUUGUAGCUUCAAGGGCAUUAUCAUUUUUCUCAAAGUUCAAUAAAGGCUAUAUAAUAGCCUUUUCAAAUGCACAUAAAAUACUUAUCUGAAAUCCAGGCUAUUAAUUUCUUCCAAUUUAGACUUGGGUCUUCAAUAGUGGGUCUUUCGUUUGAGCCUCAUUUUUUGUUCGAUACUCUUGGCGACAAAAUGAGGCAUUUUUCUUUUGAUAAAUUCUCGACGACACUUCAAGCUGUACGUGCGGUGCAAAAGUUGCGCAGCGAUUUGCGGCGAGAUUCGCUCUUCUUCAAGUCGAGAUCCUCGUCUUUCUCGGCCUCUUCGAUCUCGUGGUCGUCGCAUGUGAAGUCAGAGUCCUCAUCGUCGGACGGCGAGUCGUCAUCAUUGUCGCUGGCGAAUAGAGUUCCCAGCAAGUCCAAUGACUUCUAUGUGCGCUUCGGCAAUUUCCAUUCUCCCGCAUCCUUGUUCGCGUCUUCUUCAGUAAUCUCAUCGCUUGCGCAUUUGUCAUGGGUCUUGUGCUCCUUGAGAGCAUGGGAAGUCUGUACGUGUUUACGGCCGCUCUCUCUGUCCUGCAUUACUUUACGACAAAGGAGACACGUGUACGAGGCAUUCUCGGUUGACACAUUCUCGUUACUGCGAGGACGGCCUCUGCCGCGCCUUGUCACUCUGCCAGUCAAGCUAUUACGGCGCAGACGCAAGCAUUGCUGCGUUGGGCAUGCGCCGCCACACAGCUCGCAAGUGGCAAGUGUUAUAAAGUGGAAAUUAAUGAGGUCACUUCUGUCUCCAUCAUCUUCUAUGUUUGUUUAGUUUCUUUUUCGCCAAAAAACACUACAAAAUCAAGUAGGCUGAAGUUAGUGGAAAUGGUAGGAACGCAAUGUUGCCACUUCUCUGUCUCCGCCGUCUUCUAUGUUUAGUUCAGUUUUAUUUUCGUCAAAAAAUACUACAAAAUUAAGCAAUGCUUGGUAGUUAGUAUUUGGAACAUCAGCAUAUAUCGGAAGAUAAUAAUAUCGAGUGACCUGGCUGGCUCAGGUCUGUUGUCAGAGUUUUCAGGUCGCAACUGAUCAAUUUCAGGGCCUCUGACAUGACCUAACGACUGAUUUUUAAGCAAUCGGGACCGACGACUUAACGUGUCCAUCCGAAACACGGGAGUGGCCCGAGAUAAAUAUGUUGCCCGGGCCGGGAUUUGAACCCUUUUUCUUUUUUAUCGGAAGAUAAGCUUGGAGUCAAGCCACAUGAGGUGUUUUUCAGACUAGUCGGCAGGGCAGGAAGCUCUCCAAUUGGCUGAUCACCGAGCGUCAACCCAAUCAAAUAUCUUCCGGAUUGUUUUUGUAUUUCUCCAUAGUGUACAAACGAUUUUGCGAUGGUCCUCAGGUAGAAAAGGAUAGAUCUAUUUGCUUUGUGUAAUGGCAGACAAGGAUAGGGAAUCGAUGCUAAUCAGGUACUGAAUUUUUUUUUCACUUUUUGUGUAGUUGAGAAGUUGAUAUUGUGGUAAUUAUUCAUAUUGAAAAAAAGGUACUGAAUUUAUAACAUGGAUCUCACUAUAGAAUAUUGAAACUGUCUAUUCAGCAAAAGUCACAAACUGUAAUUUUGGCUACAGUUUAGUAUUGGAUGUGAUGAAUAAUUUAAAGAGAUGGUAAGUUCACCAUCUGUACACUUUAAUCUAGUUUGGCCCUAUUGCACAAAAGCCUGUUAAUUUUUAAUGAUGAUUAAAUGCCACAAGAACUGU